Messenger RNA from Liolophura sinensis, 2014 nucleotides. RefSeq names its product 26S proteasome non-ATPase regulatory subunit 3-like. NCBI's taxonomy places the organism in Eukaryota, Metazoa, Mollusca, Polyplacophora, Chitonida, Chitonidae. Gene Ontology annotation, molecular function: enzyme regulator activity; protein binding. Gene Ontology annotation, cellular component: proteasome regulatory particle, lid subcomplex; proteasome complex. The record is from RefSeq and is a predicted model, not a curated record. Gene Ontology annotation, biological process: ubiquitin-dependent protein catabolic process; regulation of protein catabolic process.
GUACACAUUUUGCUGGUCAUGCCGCGUACUUUUGUUAAAUAAUACCGUUGUUAUGCUUAUUUAGAAACGAGAAAUCGUUGAUUUCAGAUAUUUCAUGAGAAUUUCUGUGAAUGGUUGCGAAGAUGGUGAAAGAAGAAAGUACUGAUGUUGAGAUGAAGGAUGCGUCAAGUCCAGGCGAAGCGUCAACAAAUAACGAAGAAGUGAAAAAAGAUCCCGAUUUGUUAACAAUAGAAGAUAUCAAGGAGCAGGUUAAGCAUUUAGAAAAGUCUGUGUCCACAAAAGAGCCACGUUUCAUGUCCCGUGUAGUACGGGGUUUGGUUCCUGUCAGACGGCGUCUUAAUCAUACAGUGCUACGAAAACUUCUCUAUGGUUACAUGAGUUCGCAGGUUCAAACCCCUCAGAGGGAGGAGCUCUCAGCAUUCUUACCAGAGCCAAUGGAAACAAAUGGUAUUGGUAGUGCCUUCAGACCACGAUCAGGGAAGACCGCUAAAGAUUCCUUGUUACCUGAGCUGGAGAUUUACCUGCAUCUCCUGAUACUUAUACACCUGAUUGACACUAAACGAUAUAAAGAGGCAUUGAAAUGUUCAGAUUCAUUAAUGUCCAAAGUAGUGCCCCAGAACAGGAGAACUCUAGAUAUGCUGGCAGCCAGAUGCUAUUUUUAUCAUUCACGGGUGUAUGAGUUGACAAAUCAACUUGACAAAGUGCGCACUUUCUUCCAUGCACGUCUACGCACUGCCUCCCUGAGGUCAGACUACGAAGGCCAGGCUGUUCUGUUGAACCUCCUGUUGAGGAACUAUCUCAGUUUUAACCUGUUUGAACAGGCAGACAAGCUGGUGUCAAAGUCAACGUUUCCAGAAACAGCCACUAAUAAUGAGUGGGCAAGAUUUUUAUAUUAUCUAGGCAAGUGUGAAGUUAUUCAGGCAGCUCAGCUGGAGUACUCAGAGGCUCAUAAACAUUUGGUACAGGCCAUUCGAAAAGCUCCACAAAUGCCUGCAGUCGGAUUUAAACAAACAGUAAGUCAGAAGCUGGCAAUAACAGUGGAGUUGUUACUGGGGGAUAUACCAGAUCGGGCUGUGUUCAGAGAGCCAUCGCUGAAGAAGACAUUAGCUCCAUACUUUUUACUAACGCAAGCUGUGAGGACAGGCAAUCUAGCAAAAUUCAACGAGGUAUUAAGGAAGUUUGGAAGUAAAUUCCAAUCAGAAAACACAUACACGCUGAUUAUCCGUUUGCGACAUAAUGUGAUCAAGACUGGCGUGAGAAUGAUCAGCCUGUCAUACUCACGGAUAUCCCUCUCAGACAUUGCCCAGAAACUUAUGCUGGAUAGCCCUGAAGAUGCAGAGUACAUUGUAGCCAAGGCUAUCAGAGAUGGGGUGAUAGAGGCAGUUAUUGACCAUGAGAAGGGCUAUGUCAAAUCAAAAGAAACCAUAGACAUAUACUGCACAAAGGAACCAAUGGCUGCAUUCCAUCAGAGAAUUAGCUUCUGUCUGGAUAUCCACAAUCACUCUGUCAAGGCCAUGAGGUUCCCACCAAAGUCGUACAACAAGGAUCUGGAAUCAGCAGAGGAUAGACGAGAGCGCGAGCAGCAGGAGCUUGAGAGUGCCAAAGAAAUUGCUGAUGAGGACUUUGACGGCUUCCCGUAAAGCUGUAGCAGGGACACAGGCGGGCUGGACUCCCCGGGGGUGGGGGGUGUUGUGUGAGGUGCCCACCAGCUGACCUCCCUCUGCACCAGUGACCACCACACUCAAAUAUUGAUCGGUUGACCAUGGACACACCACUGGUCUAUCGAUCCAGUCUGCGCCUUCCUUCAGCCCCAGUCUGUCAGGACUGGGACUCUGCCCACGCCAGUUUUACAAGCGUAUCUUCUGUAUUGGCCGCAUUUUAACCAGUCUUGACCUGGCCUACCGCUAGCCUCAGAGAGCAUCAUCAACUGCAGGUAUUAUAGUUCGUUGAUGUCCAUGCUGUGUUUUUCAUUGUUGACUUUCCCUUCUUUGACUUCAUGUACAUAUAUAUAUAU